GGCACUCUUCGGGGUCCCCGCCCCAGAGCGCUGCAGAGCUGGAGUUGAGUCCCCGGGAUCGCAGAGCCGGCUGGCAGGCUCUCUGCAUCCCGGGUCCGCACUCCUCCGACGGCUGCACGGCGAGGUUGCUCCUGGAGCCUGGGACCACCCGCAUGACGCCCCGGGGAGCCCACUGAGCGCCGGAUCGCGGCGCCGAGGGCGACACCAUGGCCCUGGAGCAGGCGCUGCAGGCGGCACGGCGGGGCGACCUGGACGUGCUGAGGUCCCUGCACGCCGCCGGCCUGCUGGGGCCUUCUCUGCGCGACUCGCUAGACGCCCUGCCGGUGCACCAUGCGGCCCGCUCAGGCAAGCUGCACUGUCUGCGCUACUUGGUGGAGGAGGUUGCCCUCCCAGCCGUGUCCCGCGCGCGCAACGGCGCCACACCAGCCCAUGACGCCGCCGCCACAGGCUACCUCUCUUGCCUGCAGUGGCUGCUCACACAGGGUGGCUGCAGGGUGCAGGAAAAAGAUAACUCUGGUGCCACAGUCCUGCAUCUGGCUGCCCGCUUUGGCCACCCGGAUGUGGUGAAGUGGCUGCUGUACCAGGGCGGUGCAAAUUCGGCCAUCACCACAGACACGGGCGCCCUGCCUAUCCACUACGCUGCCGCCAAAGGAGACCUCCCCUCGCUGAAGCUUCUGGUCGGGCAUUACCCUGAGGGAGUGAAUGCCCAAACCAACAACGGUGCCACGCCCCUGUACCUGGCGUGCCAGGAGGGCCACCUGGAAGUGACGAAGUACCUUGUGCAGGAGUGCAGUGCAGAUCCGCACCUGCGCGCCCAAGACGGCAUGACACCCCUACAUGCCGCAGCACAGAUGGGCCACAACCCAGUCUUGGUGUGGCUGGUGAGCUUUGCAGACGUUAGCUUUUCAGAGCAGGACCACGACGGCGCCACGGCCAUGCACUUUGCUGCCAGUCGCGGCCACACCAAAGUGCUCAGCUGGCUCCUGCUGCACGGGGCAGAGAUCUCGCAGGACCUGUGGGGCGGAACCCCGCUGCAUGACGCUGCUGAGAACGGGGAACUGGAGUGCUGCCAGAUCCUCGCGGUGAACGGCGCUGGGCUGGACGUCCGCGACCACGAUGGGUACACCGCUGCCGACCUGGCAGAGUUCAAUGGCCACACCCACUGUUCCCGCUACCUACGUACGGUGCAAACCCUGAGCUUGGAACACCGAGUCUUGUCCCGGGAUCAAUCCAUGGACCUGGAGGCAAAGCAGCUGGACUCGGGUAUGUCCUCGCCCAACACCACCAUGUCGGUCCAGCCAAUGACCUUUGACCUGGGCUCGCCUACUAGCACGUUCUCCAACUAUGACUCCUGCUCCUCCAGUCACUCCAGCAGCAAGGGGCAGCGAUCGAAUCGAGGGAUUCCAGGUGCAAGAGCUGCAGACUUACAGAGCUACAUGGACAUGCUGAACCCAGAGAAGAGCUUGCCUCGGGGCAAGCUAGGGAAGCCUUCCCCGCCACCACCUCCACCACCACCACCACCAAGCUUCCCGCCACCCCCACCACCCACAGGCACCCAGCCGCCCCCACCUCCACCAGGCUACCCAGCUCCCAAUCCCCCUGUGGGACUGCAUCUGAAUAACAUUUACAUGCAGACCAAGAACAAGCUUCGCCAUGUGGAGGUGGACUCGCUCAAGGAGCCCAAGGUGGAGCUGAACGAUCAGUUUGCACAGCCGAGCUCGGGCGACGGCCACUCGGGGCUACACAGGCAGGACUCCGGGCUGCUCAGGCAGGAUUCGGAGCUGCUGCACAGGCAGGAGCUGCUCAGGCACAGCACCGGACUGCGCAGGCAGGACUCCGACCGCAAACAGCGCUCGUUCAGUAAACAGCCCAGCACGGGGGACUACUACCGCCAGCUGGGCCGCAGCCCGGGGGAGCCGCUGGCCGCACGCCCGGGCAUGGCCCACAGCGAGGAGGCGGCGCUGCUCCCCGGGAACCACGUGCACAACGGCUGCUCAGCGGACUCCAAAGCGUCCAGGGAGCUGCCGCCGCCACCGCCGCCGCCGCCGCUGCCCGAGGCCCUGAGUUCGCCGCCGCCCGCCCCACCUCUGCCCAUCGAGGGCGCGGGCGCAGCCUGCGGGCAGCGUCGUUCCUCGUCUUCUACUGGCAAAGUGAGAGUCCUGAGACACAGGAAGAGCACCAAAUCUUUCAACAUGAUGUCCCCAACGGGUGAUAACUCAGAGCUUCUGGCUGAGAUAAAGGCGGGCAAGAGCCUGAAGCCGACACCGCAGAGCAAGGGGCUGACAACCGUGUUCUCAGGCAGUGGGCAGCCAGCCUCCCAGGUAGGCACUGGCCGAGUGCCCCGCCCGGGCUCCCAGUGCCUGCCCAGUGCUCAGCCCUACUGCUUCUCCCGGCAGCCUGAGUCACCGCAGCCUCUGGUGUCACCUGCGCCAUCUCGGACUCGGAGCCCCACCCCGCCAGCCUCUGGGUCUCAGCCACUGCUCAAUGGCAGUGUGGUGCCGGCACCACCUGCCACCCCGGCACCUGGAGUCCAUCUGGAUGUGGAGGCCCUCAUUCCCACUCUUGAUGAGCAGGGCCGGCCCAUCCCGGAGUGGAAGCGCCAGGUGAUGGUCCGCAAGCUGCAGCAGAAGAUGCAGGAGGAAGAGGAGCAGCGGAGGAAGGAGGAAGAGGAGGAGGCCCGGCUCGCCAGCCUGCCUGCCUGGAGACGAGACAUUCUUCGGAAGAAGCUGGAGGAGGAGAGGGAGCAGAAGCGAAAAGAGGAGGAGCGGCAAAAGCUGGAGGAAAUACAGAGGGCGAAAGAACAGUCGGAGAAGCUGCGGACACUAGGCUACGACGAAGCCAAGCUCGCGCCCUGGCAGCGACAGGUCAUCUUGAAGAAGGGGGAGAUCCCUAAGUAAUAGGAGUCUCUCGGCUUCUUGCGUGUAGCCUCACAAGUUCUGAGAGAUGGGGAGCGGCCCCCAGCCCCCGCCCCAUCCUGUCAGGUUGGUGCGGAAGGGCUAGGAUCCUUGCCGCCCUUCCCUUCGGUGCCGGAACCCUCCCAAUUCCCCUCCCUGGCCCCACAUCCCCAACCCUGCUGCUGGAGUGCUCUCGCAAACCCCUGCUGUCGCCUGGAAAAAAGUGCCCAAGCUGCUGACGCAAAAAGAAAAAAAAAAAGAAAGAAAGAUGCUGCUCAUUUGCAUGCUCACUUACAUAUAUUUGCAUGUUCACUGACCCAGCCUGAGCUCUCCCCAGCCUCGUGGGUGGUGACUUUUCCUGCAGGGCGCACGCCCUGCUGCAGCCCCCUCCCCCGCAGCCCGGAACCCACAUUGCCGGCGCAUCCUGGGUGGAGGCAGACCCCGAGCUCGGGGAAGGGGUUUUCCUGCCUUCACGACCCAGAUCUGUGCUGGCCAAAGUCGCUGCGUUUCUCAUCCCCAGCGAGGGUUUCCUCUCAGUCAUUUGUUUACCAGAAAGGAUGAAACUUGCCUGUUGGGGCGGAGCUGUCGCUCCUGAGGGGCCCCACCUUUACAUCCCAUCCCCACCUCACCCCUGCCCCAAUUAAGCCUUCCAAGUCCCCAGCCAGGACCAUAGCUCCCCUGACCCUUUCACUGCCCCAGUGGUGUAAGUGGAGGGCCAGGGACCCUGCAAUUGUACCUGCUCCUCAUCCUAUCCCCCACCCGCUUCCUUCCCCCAUUAAACCUCUAUCCGCCA
Mus musculus (house mouse) is the source of this 3687-nucleotide messenger RNA. RefSeq names its product espin (gene Espn). The record is from RefSeq and is a predicted model, not a curated record. The transcript has 15 exons. NCBI's taxonomy places the organism in Eukaryota, Metazoa, Chordata, Mammalia, Rodentia, Muridae. Gene Ontology annotation, cellular component: actin-based cell projection; dendritic spine; cluster of actin-based cell projections. Gene Ontology annotation, molecular function: actin binding. Bases 207 to 2897 code for a protein of 896 amino acids.